Clunio marinus is the source of this 1304-nucleotide messenger RNA. The record is from the annotation of a GenBank genome assembly. Lineage: Eukaryota; Metazoa; Arthropoda; Insecta; Diptera; Chironomidae.
CAUCAGUUUCGAAUUUAUAUUUGAAUGAUGAAGAAAGUGAAUUUGAUCAUUUUUUCCUUCAUUGCUUCUGCCAACGUUGCGAUAGCUUCAUUACCAGAUCAUAAACCAGAUCAUCCAGCACCAGGUCAUCAUCAUCAUGAUAAUGAUAUGAUUUCUGGCCCUACGUGGUGUACAUACAAGGGCGUAACGUACCAGAAUAAUGAACAUGUGUUCUUCGAGCCAUUUGAUGGGUUUGGAUGCAUUCAUCAUCAUUGUGUUAAUGGAGAAGUCCAAAAAUUCAAGGUAGAAGAGUGUCCGCCAGCUUGGCAACAUCCCGGCUGUGAACAAAAAUUUACCGAUGGCGAAUGCUGCCCUGAAUACGUUUGUACUGAAAAGGACGAUAGUGUCGGGGACAACAUUCGAAAUCCUUCAUUUUGCACAUACAAUGACCAAAUUUACUCGGAGGGAGAUUUUAUAUUCAACGGCCCAUUUAAUGGUGUCGGCUGUCCUAAGUACUAUUGCAAAGCUGGGCUUAUUCAAGCCGAAGAAUUUGAGACUUGCCCCAUGCCAGUGUUUCCAAAUUGCGAGCAAAGCUUUACGCAAGGUGUAUGUUGCCCUCAGUACGAUUGUUCUAAUGUAAUUACUUCUGGUGAUGACACGACUGGCGGUGGUGGACCGCCGUUUGGCGGUGGGGGUGUAGCGGGAGCUCCCUCGUGGUGUAAUUAUAAAGGUCAAACAUACUCGCAUAAGGAAUUUGUUUAUCGCGGUCCAUUUGAUGGGAUUGGAUGCACUCAUUAUUUUUGCAUUAGUGGAACAGUUCAAGCUUACCAAAUUGAAGAUUGUAUUCCAGCUUGGCAAUAUCCUUAUUGUGUACAAAACUUUUUGAGAGAUCAGUGUUGUCCUGAAUAUGAUUGUCCUUUCGCUUCGACAGACGUGACUGCUGGUGAUAAUGGAAAUAACCAAGGAAAUAACGAGGAUCGCAAUAUUGAUUUUGUCGCUUUUCCUUCAUGGUGUAAGUACAAUGAUCAAACUUACUGGAAUGGUCAACAUGUGUACCAUGGUCCAUUCAAUGGGAUUGGCUGGUUUCAUUACCACUGUGUUAAUGGAAUGAUUCAAGGUUAUAAGUUUGAGUUUUGUAAAGUUCCUGCUUGGGUAAACCCUUUCUGUGAGCAAGUCUUUGUCGAUGACAUGUGCUGCCCUGAAUAUGAUUGUCCUCCAGGCGUUCCUUUAAGGACAUACAAAUGUUCAGUGCUGCCAUGAUUUAACUCAAGAGUUUGAAAUGGAAAUAAAGUGCAAUUGAGCGCAAUUUAAAACCGCAACUAAGA